UUUCAAAAUUCCCAAAAAGAGGCAGUGUGGAGAAAACACUCAGCACAGGACGAGCUGAGCCUGCAACUCUCACCGACUGGAUCAUUCUCACCUAGAGGACGGACUGUAUCGACUCGCCUGAAAGCUGCUGCCCCUCUGAAUCUCUGACUCCCCCCGGUUCCGUUAUCUUAAUCCAAACGGCUCGGAGCAGCAACUUUCAGGACUGAGCGAUUCUGCCGAGACUUCAACAACCGAGAGGAGGAGAGAGGAGGAGAGGAGAGCGGCGGGUAAAGCUCACACGGAGAGCGGGGCAGGCUGAUGGAUGGAGAGGGUGACCAGUAUGAGGAGCGCUUAAGGGAAGUGUUCCAGAGCUUUGAUGGUAGUGGUGCUGGUUCUCUAAACCCAGAGGAGCUCGCAGAACUCUGCCACGCCCUACAGCUGAACGACACUGCUCUACACACGCUUCUGCACACGCUUAUCGACUCUCAGGACGAACUCAACGCACGGGUUGAGUUUGAGCAAUUUAGGAACGCUUUGAUUCAGGUGCUGUCGUCCACAGAGGAGACGCUAGCUAAUGAGGAGAACCCCACCCUCCCAGACUCCCCAGAGGUACAGCCACGCUUCAUAAAGGGCGGUAAGCGCUAUGGCCGCCGAUCUACACCAGAGUUCACACAUGCCAUCUCAGAACUCUCACACACGCCACCUGAGGAGGACGAACAGGAGGAAGAAGCUCUAGGGAGCACUGAUGGGACAUUACCAAGCAAGCGUGAGCGCUGGAACGCUGACAUAAGCAGUCCAGAGGAGUAUGAGGCAGAGGGUCAGUUACACCUGUGGAAUCCUGAUGAACCUGGUACGCCACGUGGCAGCAUGGUGCCCCUUAGUGGCCUGGAGGAGAGACUGCAGAGUGCCUGCCAGCAGCUCGCACUGCCACUGAAUGGCAUGGCCACUCUACACCAACUACACACACUCUGCCAGCACCUCGGCAUGGAGGUGGGGGAAGAUGCAUUCCAGUCUGUGGGUGAGGAGUGUAUGAUGAGUGUGCAGGAGUUUGUGUCUUACAUUCUCAACAAACACAAACCCCCUACUCCCUCUGCCUCAACACCAUAUAGACAGCUAAAGAGACACCACUCCAUGCAGCCGUUUGAUGAGACGGGCCGCAGGAUCUCAUCUGUGUUGAGCAGUACAAUAGGGUUGCGGCUGUUCUCUGAGUUAGAUGAUGGAACUGGGCACACAGCUGUGGAGCAGCUGCUGGACACCUGGCUGGAAGAGGGAGUGGAAAACAGCUCGGAGAUACUGCAGGCUCUGGAAUUUAGUCUGGAUGGCAAGGUGAAUCUGACUGAGCUGACUGCAGCUUUAGAGAAUGAGCUGUUGGUCACUAAGAACUCCAUCCACCAGGCGGCUCUGGUGAGCUUUAAGGCUGAGAUCAGACACCUGCUUGAGCGUGUGGAUCUGGAGCUCAGGGAGAAGGAGAAGAUACGCUCUGAUCUAGAAAAAGCUGAGAAGCUCAAAUCUCAGCUGGCCUCUGAGGUGGAUGAACAUCACUCUGCCAUCGAACGCAUCAAUGAUCUCAACCUGCGUAAAUUGGAGCAGGAACAUAAGGACCGUAUGGUCGCUCUAAGGGCGGAGAUGAGCAAAGAGGUGGAGCUUGUGCGGCAACAGGCCAAUCAGCAGAGAGAAGAACUGGAACAGGAAGUCAGGAGGAUCAGAGAAGAUGAGACCUUCCUCAGAGAACACCUUACUCUCACCAUUAAAGAGAACGGCCGCUUGGAGGCAGAGCUGCUGGACAGCACAGAGCGGCUGAUAGAAGCAGAGGCGCAGCUGAGUAAACUGCAAAGAAACCUGGAUAGUGUGCUUAAGGAGAAGUUUGGUGAUCUGGAUCUGAGCAAUGCAGAGUUCUACCAGCAGGAGGAGCGUCUUAGGCAGCUUCGCAGCAACUAUGAGGAGCAGUGUCGGGAACUGCAGGAUCGAAUAGAUGAGCUGCAGGCUCAGUUGGAGGAGUUUCGUGCUUUAGGCCGAGCUCCACAGACCUCCCUCAUGCCCUCUCUGUCUGAUGAGCUGGACAGCAAAAGCCCUGGCAUGGACUCAGACCAAGGUCUAGGUUCUGAAGAAGGGCAGCCUUUUAACAUGAGUCUGGAGGCAGAGAUGAUGCUGGAGCAGCUGAAAGAACAGCAUGUCAGAGAGAUGGAGAACAUCAGGGCACAGCUAGACUGCAAGGUGAAUGAGUGCCAGCACAAACUGGAGGAACAGAAGACUUCCCAUGAGGAGGAGAGAAGUCUGCUCUCCUUACAACACCAGCAGAAUUUGCAAGCCCUGAAGAAAGAGGCAGCUGAAGCACUGGAGAGAGCCCAGGGCCUGCAGGAGCAGUUGGAGCAGGAAAGACGCAGCAUGCAAGUUCGCCAGGGUGUUGAACUAGAUGAACUACGUGCCCUCCACCAACAAGAGCUGAGCUCCCUCAGCCAGGAGGCGCAGGACGCCAGGAGCCAGGCAUUAAAACUUGAGGAGCAGCUCAAGGAGCUUGAGGAGAGCAUAAUGAAGGAGAGAGAGGAGCUCCAUAAGGCGCAUGUAGAAGAGCUUAGCCUUAUAGAACUGCAGCAUAAGGAGACUCUAGAGGCCACUGUGAAGGAGGAGAGAGAAACAUUGCAGGUUGAAAGGGUAGAGGCUGAGAAAAGGCUUGCAGAGGAGUGGGAGAGGGAGAAACUGCAUCUCAAGCAGAUCCAUAAGGAGGUGCUGAGGGUUCGGCUAGAGGAGGCACAGCAGAGAUCUGAGCAGGAGCGUAUGGAGUUAGAGAGGAGGCUUCAGGAAGAGUGGGAAAGAGAGAAGCAGCAGCAAGAGGAGAGCAAUAAAGCAGCACUGCAGGCAGUACUGGAGGAGGAACUGGUGCGUCUGUUGAAAGAACAAGAAGACAGAGAAAGAAAGCUCACGGAGCAGUGGGAGGCGGAACGUAUGCUUCUGGAGGAGCAGCACCAUGCUCAGCUGCAGCAACGAAUCCAGCAAGAGAAGGAGCGAACGCAGGCCCAGGAGGAGGAAGCGAUGUGUAGGAGGAUGAAGGAGUGGGAGAGAGAGAAAGCUCAGCUACAGAAGCAGCAUGAUGAGGUGCUGCAGGCCAGACUGGAAGAACAGAGAGAGCGACUGCAGGCUGAGCGAGAGGAGCUGGAAAGGAGGUGGCAGGAAGUGCUGGAGGAGGAGCAGAGCAGAAUGGUGGAGGCGCAUAGGGAAGCCAUGCAGGAGCUGAGUGUGAAACACAGUGAGGAGAGAGAGAGACUCGGCUGCAUGCUGGAGAAACUUCGCACAGACAUUGGAGAGGAGAGGAAGGAGUUAGAGAUCCACUUCUCCCAGCGAAUCAAAGAAGUGGAAGCCCGUUUCUCUGGCGACCAGGAAGCGGUGUCUGAGCGGUUUCAGACAGACGUACGUAAGCUGGAGCAGCACUACCAGAGUGAGCUAGCAGCGCUGACCCAGCGCCACACUGCAGACCAUGUGCGAUGGGAGGAGGAGAUGGAAGCCGCAGUCCAGGAAGCAGAGCAGCAAAGGAGACUCCUGCGAGAAGCGCUACAGCUGGAGAGGGAGAACAUGGUUCAGGAGUUCACACUGGAGCGAGAGAGGCUUGAACGCAACCACGCGGUGGACAUGGAGGCUCUGAGGGAGAAGAACCUACAGCUGCAGAAUGAACUGGAGAACUUUAUUAGCUCUGCCCAGACCAAGGAGAUUGAGCUCAGUCGUCAGCUCAAUGAGCUGCAUAACCGGCUGCAGGAGAAUCUGGAGGCGAAAGACGCGUUGUUGGCACAUUCUGAAUCCAGGGCCGAAGAACUUGAGCAACUGCUUAGACAGGCUUCUGAUGACUUUCUCCAAGAGAGGGCGGAGCUACAGAGUAGUCUUUUGGAAUUGGAGGGCCGGCAUGCUCAAACGCUCUCAUUGGCUGAAAAACAGCUCCAGGAACAAAGUGAUUUGCUGGCAGAGCGAGCAGAACUCAGGGGAAAGAUGGAGGAGAUGGAGAAAGUUCUCCGCCAGGCAGUGGAAGACUUUCACUAUGAACGUCUGGAGCUGCAGGGCAUCGUAGCUGCGCUGGAAGAGAAGCUACAGGACAGUGUCUCCAUGGUGAUGAAGAAAGAGGAGCAGAGAACAGCAUUGCUGGCUGAGAGAGACAGGCUAGCACUUAGAGUUCAGCAGAUGGAGUCAGAGCUUGGAGAAGCCACCAGAGGGAUGAUUGUGAGUAAGCAAGUAGUUGAGGAGCUCUCUCUGUCUGAUCUUCCUAGAGAGGUAGAGAUGGAGUUUUUAGCUUCAUCUUCAGAAAAUUGUGGUGUUGUCAAAGAAGUGUGGGAGGAUGAGACAGCAGAUCAUCACUCUGAGGACUUUAGUGUUCUAGGAGAGGAUUCACCAUCAGCACAAGAUGAGGAACUUGAAGGAGAGUUGUCCAUGCAAAAAGAGAACACAGGAGACUUUGAAGAUACUCAGACUGCCAAUGAUCACAUGCUGACAUUCUGUAGUGCUGUGGUUCUGAGCUGUUCUGAGGGUGAUUUUACAAAUAGCACUGAGAAAGUUGAGGAGGGCUGCUUUAGUGAUGCCAGUGCAGUACAAGUAGAGCUAGAUGAGCUCAACAACUUUGAGCCUGGCAAUCCUAAUACCACAGAUCAGGCUGAAGUGGUUUUUGCUGUUGACAGUUUGGUUGUGUCUAGCACUGAUGAAGUGGAUGCAAAUAUCCAAACUGCAGUAGUUUCCAGUGAGAUGGUAGAUGAAGAAUUUUCCAAAAGUGUAGCUGAGAACAAAGAAGGUUUUGAGGUUGGAGAACCAGCCACCGAGACAGGAGAUGCAGAACUCUUUGUAUCUCAUGAAGAUCAUAAGUUAGAAGUUUACAACGGUCUUGGUGGUAGACUGGAAGAAGACAGCAAUGCAGAUGUUGACUAUAGAACUGAAGAGCCAGACAACAAUGUAGUGGAUAACACAGAGUUUGAUGUUGGCACAGUCAGUGUUACUGAACUCAACAGCAGAACAGAGUUUAAAAAUAGUGUUGAGAUGGCUAAUGUAGAGGUUUCAAGUGAGCUUCAUCCUGAGGGAGAGUUGGAAGUGACUAGGAUGGAUUGCAUAACUGAAGAGACAGCUGAGGAUGAUCUUUGUGCAGCCGGAGCUAUGAAAGAUUGUGCUAAUGUUACCACUGAGACAGCAAGCCUAGAUAAAGAGGUAGUUAAUUGUGCAAGUCCUGCAUUUAUGGCCUCUGCUGUUGUAAGUGAGGAAGUAUUUAGUAAUGUGCAGGAGAUGGGUCACACAGAGGCUGAUCAGUUGGUAGUUGCAGAUGAAAUAGUUGCCCAGUGUACUGAUAUCACUGGUAUACUAGAUCUUGAAGAGAAUGUGGAUGAUUCAGGAAUUACCACUGUGGAGGAGGAUCAUGGAAAAGAAAAUGAAGCCCAUGAGGGUGCAGAGGUUAUUAGUGACAUAGCAAUGGCUGAUGAUACAGAGGAGCCACAAGAUGUUGAGGUUGCUGAUCAAUUUGAGGUCAGCAGUACAGAAACUGAAACCUCCUACCACAAGGAUCACAGACAGGAUCUUGAACCUAUGGAUCAGGUAGAUAUUAAAGAUGACAAUGAUGACAGCAGUGGCACCAAAGCCCAGGACUCGACUGUAGCUCUUGAGAGUGGACCCAGACUUAAAAAGGAAGAGGAAGAAAAAACUCUACAUGACAAAGACAUGUGUGCUAGAGAGAUACUGGAGCUGCAGGAGAUAGCAGUGCAGUUCAAAGACCAGAGCAGCUUGCUGGAGGUUCUACAGGACCAGUACAGCAAUGCUGUGGAGCAAAACCUUUCAUUGCAAGAGCAGCUAGCCCAGCUGCAGCAGCACACCAAUGAACUGGACUUGCUUUUGGACCUGAACAGGGGGAAGCUAGAAGAGAGCCAUGAGCUCAGGGUGGAGCUAAUCACUAUGGCAGCCCAGGCCAAAGAACUGGAAAUCAAAGAGCUGGAGCUUGCUGAACUUCAAAGGAGCUACGAGGAGUGUGUUUGUGAGAACAUGCAUUUAGCAGACCGCAACAGGAAGCUGGAGAAGAGGGUGCAGACCCUGGAGAGCAAGAUGCACGUUGUCCAGGAGUUCCACGAGCAACAGACGUGCUUGCUGGAAGAGAUUGCAAGGAUGCGUGAGGAGAAUGCAAAGCUGAGUACGGCAGUGCAGGAAUUGGAAAAGCAGGAUGAGACGAUCCUGGCACUGCAGCAGGAUGCCGAAUCUUCGGACUCAUCAGAUGACUCCUUCUUGGACUUCAACGCCCGACUGGAGGCGAAGAUCACUGCAAUGUCGGAGCUGGAAGACUGCUGCUCAGAGUUUGAGAAACAAAACUCACGCCUACGCUUGGCGCUUACUCAACUGCAGGAGAAGUCCUUUAGGAUCCACGAGAGGAUGCAGGACCAUAGGAGUGAAGCCGGGCGACUGGCUGAGGAAAAUCUUAUAUUGAGGCAAAAGAUCUCUGCGCUGAAGGAAGAGGACCUAAGGGAAAACCAGCGUGAGCUGUUACUUCAGGUAGAACACUUCCGGAAGGAGAGGAAUGCUGCUCAGAAGGUGGCAGAUGGUCUGAAGAGGCAGAUUUCAGAGCUGCGUCGUCGUGGGCAGCAGCUGGAGGAGGAGAACAAUGCUUUGUCACAGCAGAACGUGAAACAUGCACUCAGUGUUGACACCCUUCAGCACACGCUUGAGGAGGUGAUUCGCCAACAUGGCAGUGGUUCAUCCAAUGAGAGGAAAGAGCUGGAGAAUGGUGAGGAUUUUGCAGUACCUGUUAACAGAACAGAGAAGUUGGAUGAGGAGAAGGAGCUACUGAGAGCAGAACUUAACCGCUGUGUGGAAAAGAUGACUCGGCUUCGUUCAGUAGAAACCCAGCUUGCUCAACUCUUGAAUGAGAGACAGACAGCAGACAAACACAACCAGGCUCUACGUGCACAGCUAAUAAAGGCACAGGAGAAGGUACAGGCACUAGACUCUACACUGCAGGGGCUGACUCAGCAAAAUGCUCGGCUCAAAUCUGACCUGCGUAUCACACAGCAGGAGCGAGAUGCUCUGAAACAGGAAGUGAUCUCACUGCACAAACAGCUGCAGAAUGCCAAUGAGAAGUGUCGGCUGGUGGAGAUGUCUAUAUCGAGUGUCCCAGGUGGUUCACAGCAGGGGAAGCGUGUGUGGACGGAGCUUUCUGGACUGAUGGAGGCAGAGCUGACUUUGCUGCGUGAAGAAAAUCAGAGGCUUCAGCGUGAGAUCAACGAUGCACGACUAGAGAUGAACUCUGCACGGGAGAAGGGCCGCCAGUUAGAGGCACUUGUGUUGAGCGUGAAACAGCAGAAGCAGCAGAACCAUGCGAGUCUGGCUAAGGCAGCAGAGCAAGAGAGAUCAGCCCUUAAGCGUGAGAUAGAGGCUCUGCACACACAGCUACGCAACAAGAUAUGUGACAGCAACGAGGAGCAAAGAGAAAUGGAGAGUCUUCAGGAGGAGAAUGAAAGGCUCAGAAACAAACAGACAAUACUGGAGGCCCAGCUGAUGGAGGCUCAACUUAUUGCAAUGUUGCCACCAUCACCACUGCGAUUGUCAGGAGAACGGAGGGGACAGCGCCACGGUGAUGAGAUGAACCCAGACGUCAGUGUGCAGGAGGAGCGAGAAGCGGCCUUGCUGCAGAUGGAGGAGAGGAUGAAGGAGGUGGAGCUCACCCUUCGAAAUGUCAAACUGUUGCUGCAAGAGAAGGUUGCCCAGCUGAAGGAACAGUUGCAUAAGAACAGUAAGGCGGACGUGCUGAUAAAGGAUCUGUAUGUGGAGAAUGCUCAGCUGUUGAAGGCUCUGGAAAUGAGCGAGCAGAGGCAAAAGGUGGCAGAAAAGAAGAACUACCUCCUGGAGGAAAAAAUCUCCAGCCUCAACAAGAUCGUUCGUGAGCUCAAUCCCUCUCCGCUGACACCCGUGCCCUACCACUUCACCCGCUCAUGAUAAUCCAGUCUGCAUUUCAUCUGUUCGUUAUUUACUUAUUUUUAUUUUUAUUUAUUUUAUUUAAGGGGCCAUUAAGAAGUUACACUUGAGUCCACCAUUUUUGCUGAAGAAUAGGGCUGAGCAUUCCAGAAAUUUGAGUCAACUCCAAGAUUCAAAGUGACAGGAACUGAUGGAAUCGAUUCCACACAAUAAUCUUGAUUUCAAAAACCAGUACAACAUUAUUUAUAUUUGCAAGGAAAUUAGAAGAGCUAAAUUAACUUGGCUUAUUAACAGGAGCUGGCUAAACAGUACCUGAUUCUCCUUUGUCAACAUCCAAGUUGGUAGACGUUUUGGCACUGGCAGUGUUGCUUGAUUGUAAUCCAAAUUUUCAACACUAAUAUUACAUAAUACUUUGUUUUCCACAGUAAAAUACAGUUGGGCUAUUGAUGUUUGUGCUAUGGAAGAAAGUUGUUUUUCCAGACAGACUGUCUAGUGAGUAACAGCAUGCUGAUGCAGACUUGAACAUCAUUAUGUAGAAUCGAGUCCAAAACUUGUUGUUGACUCACUUCCUAAAUGCCUGGAAUUGAGGAAUCCAUUCUUUUUGGGAUCGACUCCCAGCCCUUCUGAACAAUAAAAACAAAUCAGUUAAGGAGGGUAAAUGGACAUUUAAAACAUCAUCAGAAGGGGACAACUUACACAUUAAAUCCAGUUCCUCUUUAUGUACUCCAUUUCUGUGAAAGUGCCAGAAAGACACCAGAACUUGCUAGAGAUGCA
This is a messenger RNA of Colossoma macropomum (tambaqui), 8667 nucleotides long. It is a transcript of the gene nin, whose product is annotated as ninein (GSK3B interacting protein). The record is from RefSeq and is a predicted model, not a curated record. Gene Ontology annotation, cellular component: pericentriolar material; ciliary transition fiber; centriole. The coding region runs from base 298 to 7914 and encodes 2538 amino acids. NCBI's taxonomy places the organism in Eukaryota, Metazoa, Chordata, Actinopteri, Characiformes, Serrasalmidae. Gene Ontology annotation, biological process: centrosome-templated microtubule nucleation; centrosome localization; microtubule anchoring at centrosome. The transcript has 29 exons. Gene Ontology annotation, molecular function: calcium ion binding.